Frankliniella occidentalis (western flower thrips) is the source of this 4317-nucleotide messenger RNA. RefSeq names its product midnolin. Lineage: Eukaryota; Metazoa; Arthropoda; Insecta; Thysanoptera; Thripidae. Gene Ontology annotation, cellular component: nucleus. The transcript is spliced from 7 exons. The record is from RefSeq and is a predicted model, not a curated record. The coding region runs from base 235 to 2505 and encodes 756 amino acids. Gene Ontology annotation, molecular function: protein binding.
GUCACCGACCGUGCCGUCACGUCAGUCGGGGCUGGGAGGUGGAGGCGACCGCAUACCGCCGGUCCGCAGCGCGCCGUACCAUCGAUGCCGUACCGUUUCGUGCCGAUUCUCCUCCUCACCGCUUUGUGACUGUAUCCCCUGUGAUUGCGUGUGCCCGUUUCGCCGACCAGCUCUGCUCGCGGGGCACGUCGCCUUGCCUGCCCUGCCGCCCUCCAUCGCCCCAGGAUUGAUCCCAUGGAUGGGAAUAGCGCCGGGGGGAUGGCCGGGGGCCCCGGGCCCGGAGGGGCAGGUGCCGGCGCCGGAGCGUCCGCGCCCAGCCCGAGCAGCGAGCCGGGGCCCGGCAGCAGCCAUGGCCCCAGCCCGGGGACGGCCCACGGUCCAGGAUCCGGGACGGGGGCUGCCGCCGGCGCGGGGACCAACGCGACGGCCGCGGCCACGUCGCCGUCGUCUGCGUCCUCCUCCCCCUCCUCGGGGUGUGGCUGCCACAGCCACCCCGCCAUCAAUGCGAUCACGGUCACAGUGGCGAUGACCACGGGUGGCCAGUUUACGCUGCAAGUCGACCAGUUGGAAAGUGUGGAUACCCUCAAGAAAAUGGCUUCCAAGAAGCUGAGAGUGCCCAAGGAACGGAUAUGCCUUUUGUACCGAGAGAGGCAACUGUCCGGAGGAACUUUAUUAGACCACCAAAUUGUGAACGGCAGUAGACUAACGCUGCUGCCCAACGUGGAGACGGGCCUGCUGGCUCAGCGCCCGGAGCAGAGUGUGAUGCAGGCGCUGGAGAGCCUGAACGACGGACAGGUGAACGACUUCCUCUCGGGCAAGGCGCCCCUCAACCUCACGAUGCGGUUUGGCGACCACAUGAUGCUGAUCCAGCUGCAGCUCUCCACCGUAUCACCCCAGGCUUCGCGCAGUCGGGCCGCCUCUUCGUCGGCGUCCUCAACGUCGACCUCGAGUAGAGCCGUCUCCGUGUCGUCGACGGCCGCCCCUUCGUCAACCUCCACCACUACCUCCGCCUCGACGGGGUCGUCGUCGACGUCCCCCACGGCUUCCGUGCGGUCCAUGAGCACCGCCAGGGUGCGGCGCGCCAGUGCCGUCAUCCCGGGCCUCGUGCCCAAGUCAUCAUCCUCGCCGUCGUCGCCGAGCCGGUCUGUGACUGGCGACGCGGCGUCACCAAGCAUGGGCCCGCCGGCCACCCCCUCCCCCGCCUCCCCCACACGGCCUAGUGCCGCGGCCCCAACCUCCUCGUCGGCGCCGUCUUCGCCGACGCCCGGCUCCCCGUGUUCGGCGUCCUCGCCGACGCCCGAACCCUUGGUCGCGCUGCCCAGCGCGAACGCGUGUGAGGCGCUGCUCUCGCAGCUCAUGGACUCCGCCACGCAGGCCGUGAAGGCUUCGGCCUCGGCCCUCAGUGGUAACAGUGUGAGUGAUACCGCCAGGACUAACUUGUUCCGCGCCAUCGACCCCAGCUAUCGGACCAGUGACGAGGUGAAAAGUGACAAAAGUGGCUCCUCCCCGCCCUCGUCCUGCCCCUCCUCCUCAUCCUCCUGUCCCGCCUCCCCCAAGCAGAGCUCGCCCGUCACGCGGAAAGUGCUCAUCCGACCGGCGACGUUCCUCGCCGAGUCGACCUCCACCAACGCGUCGACGUGCACGUCGGCGUGCUCCACGCCUGUGCACACCUCCAGGUCCACCUCACCCAUGCCCUCGGCGUCUGCCUCGCCGCCACCCUCUGCCAACUCGUCCAACACCAAGGGCGUGCAGACGUGCCCCGAGGAGUCGUCGGGCACCUCCGCGUCCGGCACCUCCACAUCGACGUGCACGUGCGAGGCGUCGCGGUGCCCCAUGGCGUACCGGCAGGAGACCAGAGUCCACACGCGCGCCCUGGCCGAGGCGUCGCGCAACCUCAUGCAGACCCUGAAGCAGCUGUCUUCGGAGGUGCUCACCAACAGAGAGGAGGAGGACACCGCAGCUGCCCGACGCCGCCAAGGCGCCAUCAUAGAGAGUAUGCACAACCAUGGGAAAGGAGUUUACUCGGGUACAUUCUCAGGAACAUUAAAUCCAGCUCUUCAAGACCGCUUUGGGAGGCCGAAGCGUGAUAUUAGUACAGUAAUUCACAUUCUUAAUGACCUGCUGUGCGCGACGCCGCAGUACCGGCGCUCGUACCAGGGCUUACCUCAGAGCAACUUUGUCCUCGAACCCAACUCAUCGAGCACCUCAAGUACCACUCCUAGCUCGGGCGAGACCACUGACACCCAGUCAGCACCCCCUCAGUCGUCAGAUGACGCGGAGAACCAGGCCACGCGCGGUAAAGUGGAGCGCCUACGGCUGGUCAUGGAGGAGAGGCGGGAGCGGAGGCGGGCGCGGCGCGAGGCGCGCCACUCGCCGUACGGCUCGUCGCAGCCCCAGCACUGGACCGCCAAGUCCGAGACGCAGCCCGCCGGGAAGAGCUCCGAGGCCAUGGACACGGAUCAACCCCUGUGUGAUAUCAGCCCGCCUGAACCCGUCGUCGCCUGAACUGAUCCUCUCCUAAGCCUUCCCUUACUGAUAUAUGACUUUUCAUGCAAUUAGUUGAAAAAUAUAUAUAAUAUAUUGUGAAUAGGAAUGCCCUUUGACUUUAUCUUCAGACUGUAUACAAAAUUCUAUCAAAUUCCAUUGACACUAUUGUGAAGCGUUUGAGCUUUGUCAUGUUAUCGUGGAAGAAAGUUGCUUGAUAUGUAUUGUACACCUAAGGGUUAGCUAUAUUACACUUGGCCACCACCAGGGCCUCUAGUUUAGCAAAAUAUCAACUUCUAGUGAGAGCUCCAAUUUUUGUUAGCUCUAAUUAGUUGUUUGUUGAGGGUUAUAAUUAUCAAUUGUAGUCAAUAUUUGGACUUAGUAUUUCAGGUCUUCAAAAUCCCACCAAUGACCAUUAUCUAAGUGUAACUUGUAACUUAUAUUCCUCAUUUGCGUGUGUACUGCUACAAGUCACUUUUUUUUUUCAUAGCAAGACUCUCGCUGCCGGAACUAUAUGUUGAUGUAAGGGAUGUGUUUGCGCUGUGAAUUUUUUUUUUUUUUUUAAUUUUUCUUAAGUGCAGUCUGCACAGAAACUUAGUUUUGUUGGUUGUUGUUUCCUCUAUGUUGUAAAAUGUUUUGAUUGUUUAUUAUUUUUUCCUUGUGUGACAAAUGGUGUGCCUAAAGGUUGGCCCCAACAUUCUAUAUCCUGUUCAGUAAAAUUGUUUCCAUUCUUUGUUCACAUAGUAUAUUGAAUUUGUGAUUUUAAUGUAUAAUUUGUUUACCAUUAUUUGACAUUUUUCAGGCGGUUGGAUGUCUCUUUAUGUAAAUGCUGUGAAUCAGACUUAUGGUACAGCUCUGAUAAGAAUCCCUGUACUGUGUUGUCCAAUGUACUGAGCUACUGAGCUGUGUUGCGGUAGAUGAUUUUCUUCUUCCUUCCCCAUUUUCCUCUUGUCCCCUCCUUUCUUUCUUCUACCCUUCACCCUCCCUCAUCUUAUCUUGUGUAUCAUAUUUCUUACUAUGUUAUAUUAUUCAUUACAAAUAAAAUUAAAUGCAAACAUUAUAAUUAUUUGAAAUGGAGGAUAUGUCAUUGUCAUCGACCUUGAAUAUGUACCAUUGAGGCCUGAUGCCUUCACUGCAGUCUGCAGUGGCUUUUAACCAAACAGAAUUUUCUGUCUUAUCAUAGCUUUUCAUACUGCUUAAAAAUGUUGUUCAACAACAUUGUUUCUUGACUCAAAUAGUGCUACAGCACACUGUACUGGAUUGUUGUGAAACAAACUAUCACAUCAGUUACCUAGAAAGAAGACUUGCGAACUAUGUAAAUAUUCUUGUACAGCAUGCAGUAUGCUUGGAGCCCCAAUAAUUUUAUUAAAUGGAAUCUUUCCAAAGUUCUAUACACAUACCAUUCCAGCAUCUAGAUUUCUGAAAACUACUUUUUUCCUAGUGAUACUGUGUGUACACAAUAUUGUAAACAAUCGAUGUAUGUUGGAGAGUUUUACAAAUAAUGCAGCCAUGCCAUGGCUGUGUUACAUAGUCUUGUAGAUGGUUGUAAGAAAAAAUGAAAUCUGUGGAUAUCAAAUUUCAUCAUAAUGAAAUGCUUCUUUAAUUGUACCUACUUCUAAAAUCUAUCUGCAUUGGUAUAUUCUAAGCCGCUAAUAGACAAUUUCAAGUUCAGUGUUUCAAAGCAAAAUGCAAGUGAUAGACAAUAUAAUUUGGUUUGAAACAAAAUUUUGCAACCUAACCUGAAGGUGUCAGACUUUCCUUGGUGGAUCUUGUGUUGUUACAUUGCUGUCUAUAUGGAAUUAAAACUAUUUUCCAUGUCAUGUGGACUGAAAA